Messenger RNA from Hymenoscyphus albidus, 3229 nucleotides. NCBI's taxonomy places the organism in Eukaryota, Fungi, Ascomycota, Leotiomycetes, Helotiales, Helotiaceae. The record is from the annotation of a GenBank genome assembly.
CAACUACUUCUCUCCCAUCAACACACCUCCUCUCUUGUAAACAACACACUCAUCUCCUGCCCUCACUCUCACUCCCACCCCCACCAGCCAAUCCACCAUCAUUUGCGAUACACCACUUGGCGAGCAUAUGAGUGGCCCUUCCACCAUCGCCUAUUCUUUCCCUCAAAGGAAUUCUCAUCCUCCCCACGCCUCGCUCUAACCAACUUCAACUCCAACUUCCACUUCCAACCCACGCCCAACACCACUCCUCGCCUCCUCGCCUCCUCUCAACCCUAGAACCACGAGACGUCGCCUCUUGCGGUUUCUCUCCUCGUCGUGACUUGACCCUGGAUUUUCGUAAAUCCUUCCGAUCAACAACUCCACUUUCAACGAACCAGAACAAUUUGGUCUCGCUUCUCUUACAUGCCGCGCCGGGUGGUACAGCAAGCGCCUUGAAGAUAAAGAUCGCUCAACACGAAGAAGACUGCGCUGUUUUCCGUUCAACAUGACGACCAUCGUCCUUCCUCGGCCGAUUCCCACAGGCCAUACCCGUUCCACUACUCCAACCCUCGUCCUCGAAACCAUCAACACCCCUCCAAGCGAUUACCGUGGUGGAAGGAAUCUCCCCAUAUUUCCCCCAAUCGAAGUCCCCUCGGAUAAGCCAGAUUCUCCUCCUCAAUCGCCUCCCUUUGCUCAGGAAGAACAAGAAUGUUGCUCGCUUCUCUAUCCUCCCAAACCAUAUAAAGAACGUAUUUUGGGAGGUUCAAAGGUGUAUGAGAUCGGCCCUGCGGGAGUUGCGGCUGCUCUCGACCACAAUGCUCGUCAACCGCUGCCUGACCCAUCCCUCGUAUUUCCGUGGUUCCAUGGUCUUCAUCCAAGCAAUCACAUCCAGCAAGCAUUCUUCAUUGCGCGUCGCCGAAACUUGCGGAAGACUCCCAAAUGUUUGCGAGGCAUCACCAUAGUGAAGGCCGGUGGAGACUUGUCCUGUGCGAGACUAAAAGGUGCAAUUGCUCCUGAGGAGUUUCUUAUACAAGGAGCCGAUGGUCCUCCUGCCUUUCGGGAAGUCGAUCCCAAGGAAGGCUUCUCCGUACGCAACUUUCAGAUCCAAGCCGCAAAAUCUGCCAUGGUAUCGGAUAUCAUUGUGUAUGGAGAAGAUUCCGAAGCCAUGAAGCUCGCAAAGGACGUUGCCAUUGCUCAAAAAGCCUGGAGGGACUCACACAAAGAUAAAGGCCAAGAAAUUCCACGAUACAACACGUUUCUAUGCUCGGGAAGAUUCAGUGAUUUUGAAGAAAAACACCCAGAAAUUGUGGCUACCAAUUCUAGGGGUCGCUUGACAGGAAAGGUCAUGGAUUUCUUUCAUCAAGAAAGAAUUGAGAUGUGUUCCAUGACCAAAGCUUCCGAGAUACACCACAAUGUCUGGCUGGGACCAACUCCGGAUCACUCCAUUGACCCAUCUUUACUGGGCGAUGAAGAGGAGAAAUUCGAUAUCAUGAUUGAAUGCAGUGACUUGGGCCAUAUGAAGCCAACAAUUUUGCAAGCCAUUGCGGAAAAUUCCAUUUUCGACAGGCAACCAAUCUAUCUCGACUUUCCAUCAUCUGGAAGCAUUAUGCCCCCAACGUGGUCCCAGGCGGAAGCGGACGGAAUUCUGGAAACAUGCAAAUGGCUUUAUAAUUUGUCCCACGGCAUCGUCCCGGUGGAACCAAACAACAAACCCCCCGACGCAGAAGGGGACUCCCCCAUGACUUUCGAGGCUCCCCCGCCUAUGAAAAUACGGGAGAAGAAGAUCCUGAUACACUGCACUGAUGGUUACACUGAAUCUACGCUCCUUGGACUCGCAUAUUAUACGUAUGCGACCGGAUUACCAGUUCCUACGGCUUGGUUGGACCUCCAUAAGACCAGACACCGUAACUUCUUUGCCUAUCCUUCGGAUGUGGCACUACUUGCGUCAAUUGCACCACGUUUACUUUCCGAAUCACCGGUCAAUUUCGACAAGUCUUUAUCAGAGAUCACGGAACUAGCCAAAGAAGAGCCAGAAUGGAUUAAAAACAUGGAUGGUUCUCUACCUUCUCGGGUAACAGACUACAUGUAUUUGGGUAAUUUGGGUCACGCCAAUAAUCCCGACCUUUUGAAGAAUAUGGGCAUAGGACAAAUUUUGAGUGUAGGAGAGACUGCAACUUGGAAACCAACUCAGUUGGAUGCAUUUGGCAAAGAGAAUGUAAUGAUUGUACACAAGGUGCAGGACAAUGGUGUUGAUCCCCUCACGGGUGAAUUUGAGCGGUGUUUGGAGUUUAUUAGUAUGUUUUUCCUCCCUUCUUCUUACAUACAACGGCUUUGCUAAUAGUCAAAAACAGAAAGGGGAAAGGCCAACGGCACUGCAACGUUGGUGCAUUGUCGAGUUGGCGUAUCACGCUCAGCUACGAUUUGCAUUGCAGAAGUUAUGAGAUCCAUGAGACUUUCUUUCCCUCGUGCAUAUUGCUUUGUGCGCGCAAGACGUUUGAAUGUUAUCAUCCAGCCCCAUCUACGAUUUUCCUACGAACUUCUGAAAUGGGAAGAGAAGCUCCGCAAGGAAACACGACAUGAUGGUAGAUUUAAAAGAGAGCUAGAAUGGCCCCAAAUCGCUCGAGAAAUCGCAGCCAUGAACAAACCUUACUCCAGGUGAUUAACGACUGGUACAUUACUUUUCAUUUUUACAUUCUCGGGAGGACGUUUUUUGAUUACGAUCUUAUGAAUUUUAUACCACCUUCUUUUUCCACGGGAGUAGCAUUCUCUCCCAGUUUACCGGAUUUGGGUUUUUGGCUCUAGUAAUCGGUGGAUUCGUGAGUAAGGAGCGGAUCACGGUUGCAGCCUACAUUGUUCAAACAUGCUUCCCUGUGGUAUUCUUGGGAGGAUUAUGAAGAUGGGCUGGGAUACGGAUAUGGACUCUGUAUAUGUCUGUUCGCAUAUGGGCAAUUGGGGGAUUUGGAACAGAUAUGGGGUUUCUUAUCAGAUUGGGGUUGGGAUUGGGAUCAGGAAGUGAAAGUUCUUUUUUUCUUCUUCUUUUGGUAUUGGGAAUCAGUUCUUUGAUGGAUGAUGGAUGGUAUUUGGGUGGAUGGACAGGAUUGAAUAUGAUGGUUGGUGGGUUGGGACUGGAUGGACUGGGCUAGUACAUAUUUAUACAUGAUACGUUAAGAUGAUAAUGGGAUGGUUUUUGUUUCUUGGGAUUGAGGGAAGCAGGCAGAUUAAAAGCCUGAAUUGAACCCCUUAGCGGAAA